AUGUCGGCCACCACACUCCUCCCCUUCCUGUACCAGACAAGAACCCUGCAGCGACUCCCUCGAUCGAAGUUCGCCCUCCAGGUCGCCCGGUCCUUUUGCGUCUCAGCUUCGAACCGAGCAGGAGGCCGACCGGACCACAUCCCCUUUGAGCUCCCGCCCGAGCUGCAGAACGACAGGAGCAUUGCUCCCGACGUGCCAAACCAGAGCAAGCAAAGAAACAGGACUAUCACUCCCCUGGAGCAGCGCGCAUUCGAGCAGAUCUUCAACGAGAUCGCCGCGCGCCGGCCGACGCCCGUCGGCUUCGAAGACCAAGGCAAGCCUACCAACCUAGGCAGCCUGGGGGCCGCGAGCCACGAUGGGAAUGUGGUUAUAUCGGAGGAUACUAGCAGCGCGAGUGGUGUUGCAUCCGCGCGGACAUGGGACCCGGAGAAGGCGCUGAAACAGUUCCCUGCCAGUCUGCGUAAGGCAGCUGGCCUGGCGCUCGGUGUGGCCGAGUCUCCAGUGGAUCCGAAUAUCGGAGAACAGCAGGAGGAGGCAGAUGGAACAGUGGAAAUGGCUGUCGACGAGGCUGCUCGAAAAGAGAGGCACGAGCGGUGGCAGAAGAUCACGGUCGCCAGAGCUGAGACGGAGGCGCUCAUGACGCGGUGCAAGACCGACUUUGAGCUCUGGGGCGUCAUGGAGAAGGAAGUCUUUGGCCUGAUUGACAAGCUCGGGGUCGGCGUCGAGAAGAAGAAGGCAGAGGAAAGAAUGGACGUCUACGGCCCCCUGUACCCGCUGUACCUCGUCCACGGCCUGCGCCUGCUCGACAGCCACUUUGCGCAGUCGUCGCCGCUCGUCUUCUCCGUCCUGCCGCGCAUCAAGGAGCUCGGCCUGGCCUCAUACGUCCUCGGCGCGUCGACCCCGCUCUACAACAGCCUCAUGUCCAUCUACUGGCACAGGUACGGAGACGUGCCCGCGGUGCUGUCCAUCCUGGAGGAGAUGCAGGAGGGGGGCCUCUUCUUUGACGGGGCGAGCCUGGGCAUCGUGCGGGACAUGAAGCAGUUCUACGCCAGGUGCCGCGACGGCUCCGGAGGGGAGCUGUUGGGGUCGCUCGUCAAGAUGCCCGAGUACGCGGCCGCGCCCGACGGACGCAUUGCGCACUGGCAGAGGGUCAUUGAGAAGAAUAUUAAGGAGCGGCAGAAGUCUCCGGGCUACUAG
Messenger RNA from Thyridium curvatum, 1197 nucleotides. RefSeq lists its product as uncharacterized. The transcript has a single exon. The coding region runs from base 1 to 1197 and encodes 398 amino acids. Gene Ontology annotation, cellular component: mitochondrion. NCBI's taxonomy places the organism in Eukaryota, Fungi, Ascomycota, Sordariomycetes, Thyridiales, Thyridiaceae. The record is from RefSeq and is a predicted model, not a curated record.